AUGGAUUUGGAGGGCAGCGACUCUCCAUGGGGCGAUGUUCCCUCCCACUCCCAGGCCAAUGAUGGAAAUGAGCCAGCUAAAGAGACCCAGCCAGCCGCCCAGCAGUCGUCUACAUCACUCUCCGUUCCUCAGACACCACCGGCCGCGCGAGGCCCCCGAGUACCCCGUAAGGUCAGCGCGCAGGUAGUCAAGUUAGAGCCUGCAGGAGACGUCCUUGAUCCUCUUGGGCCUCUAGGCGAGACUGCCUCGUUCUCAGCUGCAGAUGCCCAGACACAGGACCUGCGACCUGCGCCCCCGCGCAAGGAGUCGUUCACAUCUCGGAAUACCCGGCCUACCUCCUCGGCGUCGCAGACGUCUAGCGCAGCAGGCGUAACAACGCUGAUGGAAUCUGUCGAUCUUGAUGAAGACAGCCCUUCUGCGCGAGCGAAGGGCCCCCCGCCAGUCCAACCGGCACCCGCAUCGUCAACCACCGAUAAACGACAAAAUCAAAGUAUCAGCGUUGAGCAGGCUGCGAAGCCAUCAUUCUACAUUACCGUUGGAGAUCCACAUAAAGUUGGAGAUAUUACUAGCAGUCAUAUAGUUUACCAAGUUAGGACGAAAACAACUUCAAAGGCAUAUGUUCGACCUGAAUUUACAGUCACUAGACGAUACAGAGACUUUCUAUGGCUGUAUAACUCAUUACAUUCCAACAACCCUGGAAUCGUAGUGCCGCCUCCCCCUGAGAAGCAGGCAGUAGGGAGAUUCGAUACCAAUUUCGUUGAGUCGAGAAGGGCGGCGUUGGAGCGUAUGCUUAACAAAAUUGCUGCCCAUCCUACACUCCAGCAUGAUGGGGAUCUCAAGAUCUUCCUAGAGAGCGAGUCAUUUACCAUGGACGUGAAGAAUAAAGAAAAUCGCGAGCCUGAUCUCGGGCAAAGUAAAGGAAUGUUCAGCUCUCUGGGGAUAUCUGUUGGAGGCGGAGGCAAGUUUAUAGAACAUGACGACUGGUUCCAUGAUCGAAAAAUCUACCUGGACGCUCUUGAGACACAGCUCAGAGCCCUGCUAAAAGCUGUCGAUACCGUUGUAGCCCAGCGCAAAAACCUUGCAGAAGCCGCCAGUGAUUUUUCUACUUCUCUCCAUUCUCUUGCAAGCGUUGAACUGUCUCCUGCCCUCUCUGGCCCCCUCGAUGGCCUUGCCGAAGUCCAGCUUCGCAUUCGUGAGCUCUACGAGCGUCAGGCGCAACAGGACGUCCUGACUCUUGGUAUUACCAUGGACGAAUACAUUCGACUCAUCGGUAGUGUUAAGACGGCAUUCACCCAGCGUCAGAAAUCUUAUCAUUCAUGGCAUGCAGCGGAGUCCGACUUGCAGAAGAAGAAGAACACACGAGACAAACUGCUGAGGCAGGGCAAGUCACAGCAGGACCGGCUGAACCAAGCUCAUGCGGAGGUUGCGGAUGCAGAGAAAAGAGUUCACCAGUCAAGAUUACUGUUUGAAGAUUUGGGGAGAGUAAUGCGGAAUGAGCUGGAGAGAUUUGAAAGGGAAAAAGUUGAAGAUUUCAAGUCUGGAGUGGAAACCUUCUUGGAGAGUGCUGUUGAAGCUCAGAAGGAGCUCAUUGAACUAUGGGAAACAUUCCUUUUGCAGCUCGAUGCCGAUGAAGAGCCAGCUCCCGCUCACCUUACCAUCGGCGCUCCCACCUCUGAAGACAAUGGGCCAAACCCUCAGCACCCAGAAAGCAACAGUGCAUCUAGAGACCAGGAAGAGGCCUAA
Messenger RNA from Nannizzia gypsea CBS 118893, 1743 nucleotides. Its product is annotated as vacuolar protein sorting-associated protein vps5. The coding region runs from base 1 to 1743 and encodes 580 amino acids. The record is from RefSeq and is a predicted model, not a curated record. Gene Ontology annotation, biological process: protein retention in Golgi apparatus; retrograde transport, endosome to Golgi. Gene Ontology annotation, molecular function: phosphatidylinositol binding. NCBI's taxonomy places the organism in Eukaryota, Fungi, Ascomycota, Eurotiomycetes, Onygenales, Arthrodermataceae. The transcript is spliced from 6 exons. Gene Ontology annotation, cellular component: endosome.